Orcinus orca (killer whale) is the source of this 5452-nucleotide messenger RNA. RefSeq names its product KLF transcription factor 6 (gene KLF6). Gene Ontology annotation, molecular function: DNA-binding transcription factor activity, RNA polymerase II-specific; RNA polymerase II cis-regulatory region sequence-specific DNA binding. Gene Ontology annotation, biological process: regulation of transcription by RNA polymerase II. The transcript has 4 exons. Lineage: Eukaryota; Metazoa; Chordata; Mammalia; Artiodactyla; Delphinidae. The coding region runs from base 1675 to 2475 and encodes 266 amino acids. The record is from RefSeq and is a predicted model, not a curated record.
AGGGAGUGCAUGCACUCACCGACAGGACGGUGUGUGGUUGGAGGUGCAUUUCUUUUUCUUCUUUUUUUAAUGGUUCGGGUAAAUUUUUAAAAAAUUAAAAUAAUUAGUCUUAAAACGUACUUCUGCUGCCUCCGGUGUGGAAGGCACUUUAAAGGGGCCUUUUACAGCGUGGAGCGGAGUUGUCAUUUGAGUGGGGCGCAGCAGUGCUUCGUCGCUUGGAGUGUUUUUGCCGUUUCAGGGGCUUAUGAACUGCGUUCUCCGGAGGGCAGACCCAGCUCCGCGGCCUGAUCCCGGCCCUAGCCCUUGGCAGAAGUUUGGUGCUUGUACCAGCUCCAGACUCCACAGCUGGAUCUGGUCAUAUGAACUUGCAAGGACUGCCAAGGGUGUUUUUUUUUUUAAGGGAUUUUGGUUUUGUUUUGCUUUUUGGUGUUUGUACGUGGAGAUUUUUUUUUUUUUAAUUAAGGAUUUCACCAGCGAAACAUCCACCAGCUCCUUUUCUCUACCAGGCCAUUUUCAGUUUCUUUACCUUCUUGGGAAUCCUUAAGAUAUGCCUCGAUCUGCCUUGUUUUUCUUAACCUGCUUCUUUUGUUGACCAGAAAAAAGAAAAAAAAAAAAACCCAAUGUUUGCACAACCAGUGACUUAUCAGUCAUAUGACAAUGAGCCCGUCCGAAUUGCUUCAAGUCAGAGUUUGGGAAGAAGAGUCUCUGUUUCCGGCAUUUUUUAGUGGAACUGCAAUUUUUGGCAUUGGACAUUUAAGAAAAGAUUUUUCCCCCUUCUAAUGCGUUAGGAUUACCUGAAGGGAGAGAGAUUCUGACACUUGUCCCAUUAUCUUUAAAGAUAGAAGGAAGGUUUGGGGUUUUCUCUGUGCUGCUAAGCAGUUUGCUUUUUGUCACAAAGUGAAUUAGCAGAUCAAAUAUAUAUUGUGGGUUUCAAAGCCUAGAAGGCUUUUAGGGGAGAUGAAAUGCAAAGUGUUACAACCUUCACAUGCCUGCUUAAUUGUUCCCAGCCCUUUCCUGCCUCCCUCUCCCCUCCAGGCUUUUCCUCCUAAAGAAGCUGCUUCCUAGGACGUGAUUGAAAUUGAUCUAAGUAGUUUCCUUGGGCAUUUGGGAUUUGGGCCACAAGCCAGGCUGAGCUCUUGGUCGCCUUCAGAGGCUUUUAAACUCUCCCUGAGAGCUUCCUUCUGGUCCCCAGUGCUCCUCAGCAUAAUGCAGAUUUUAAAUUAGCCAGAUUAUUAAAGUUUAACAAGAUCUCAAUAAACGUGCUUUCCUUUUUCUUUGGAACAUCCAUAGAAUAUCUUGCUGUCUCUCCGCAGAACACUCUAGUGUGCUUUGUAACCCAGGCGUCUAAUUUUAGGGGUAAUGAGAAAACAAUGAUUGUUUUUUCCCCCUCUGCUUGCUAGGUGAGGAGGGGGAGGGGGAAGGGUCUAUUCUGAUAGCAGGCACACUGCUAAAUAACCAAGCGGGAGCCCUUUGGGUGGGCUUUGCUAGUCCUGAAAAUGAUUUGCUAAAAAGAGCAGAGUUUGCUGUAGAAAUCUAAAGCUGUGGAAUUGCAGUAGUAUAGACAGCCUUAUAUGGACAUGCAGACAGUUGAUCCUAGUGAAGAUAAGGGCAGACAUAAUUUAAACCUAAAAUGUUUCCUACCGUUUUUAUUUUCCAGUGGCUAGAAAGUUUGAGAUGGUGGGGAGAGGGCAUGCUGGUCUCUCGGCAGUUGUAGCUUCUGGAAAGACCUGCCUGGAGUUGGAACGUUACCUCCAGAGCGAACCCUGCUAUGUGUCAGCCUCCGAAAUCAAAUUCGACAGCCAGGAAGAUCUGUGGACCAAAAUCAUCCUGGCUCGGGAGAAAAAGGAGGACUCGGACCUGAAGAUGUCCUCCAGUCCCCCUGAGGAUGCGCUCAACAGCCCCGGCUUUGGCUACAACCUGGAGACCAACAGCCUGAACUCGGACGUGAGCAGUGAAUCCUCCGACAGCUCCGAGGAGCUCUCGCCCACCACCAAGUUUACCUCUGACCCCAUCGGCGAAGUUUUAGUCAAUUCGGGGAACCUGAGCUCCUCCGUCACCUCCACGCCCCCUUCCUCCCCAGAACUGAGCAGGGAGCCGUCCCACCUGUGGGGUUGCAUGCCGGGUGAGCUGCACCCUCCCGGGAAGGCGCGCAGUGGGACUGCGGGGAAGCCCGGCGACAAGGGCAGCGGAGACGCCUCCCCAGACGGCCGCAGGAGGGUGCAUCGGUGCCACUUUAACGGCUGCAGAAAAGUUUACACCAAAAGCUCCCACUUGAAAGCACAUCAGCGCACCCACACAGGAGAAAAGCCUUACAGAUGCUCAUGGGAAGGUUGUGAGUGGCGUUUUGCAAGAAGCGAUGAGUUAACGAGACACUUCAGAAAGCACACUGGUGCCAAGCCUUUUAAAUGUUCUCACUGUGACAGGUGUUUCUCCAGGUCCGACCACCUGGCCCUGCACAUGAAGAGGCACCUCUGAAGGGGCAGAGCAUCGACUCCUGCGGGCUAAAAAGGCUUCCAGGCUGAGACGGCCGUGGAAGGAGGGUGCGUGUUCCAGCCAAAGCCAUUUUGCACCCUACCCGGUCGCCUCCAGGACCUACUGGGAAGGUCUUUCGAGGGCGAAAAAAGUCAUGUCCGAAGCGGCAGAGCACCCAGGGUGUGUGGUGUUUGGGUGGCCCUGGCCUCGCCACUGGUACCUAUCCUCUGAGUGGUCCCUAAGCCUUUGCCGUGAGCAUGUGCACUGAGAAUGUUAGUGGUGGGUGGGCUGUAUGUGGAGGGUCUCCUACGGACUGUGUGACGAGACAGAGUCCUUUCCCUUGCGAGGCUGCAAGAGACAGAAAAAAAACAUAGUUUGAAUGUUUUGUGUGUGAGGCGUGUUCCAUGAGAUGAGAUGACCACCAAUCAUUUCCCGGGGCGGGGUGGGGGUGGGGGGUGGUGUAGGUAGAGUCUGCGCCUUAGAGGAAAAAAAAGAAAAGAAAAAAAGAAGGGAAAAUGUGGAGGGCAGGCGUGGGCGGUCAGGACCCGGGAGUGGCGAGUGGGUGUAGUGAGGGGAGCCCCUUUCCCUCUAGUGUGUGGCGAGAACUUUUGGUGUCUGGUUCAACUGUGUGAAGUGAGUAGCUUCUGCUACUCUCUGAGACAGAGUUCAUUUGUUACCCAUUGUAUAAGCUGUGUAUCUACAAAUAUAAUACAUUGAUAACUUUUCCUUCUAAGACAAAAGUAAUGCAUGGUCUGGGGAAUUAUCUGCUUUUCCAUUUUUAAAUCAGGACUACAGUUUUGAUUCCAGUUCACUGAGCAGCUAAGAUACGAUUGGUUGAAUUCGGUGACCCCCUAGCCAUCUGGGCUUGGCAAUACACAAUCCUUCCCCCCUUCAAUUUCAUAACACUCCCCUUCCAGAGAGGCAUUGUGCAGCAUAGGACUAUUUUGUAAAUGGUUCGAAUUUGAAUUACCUUUUUGGAGAAUUUCGUGAUGCCCUUGAAAGAUGUUGGACACGAGUUGGGUGUCCAGGACACUAGGGCUGGGAAUUGCUGGUCUAAUGUCUCAUUAGACUCAGAACCUAAAAUUUUUCUCAGUUGGGUGGAUAAAACCACUAAAGCUUAGAAACUGUUUUCUCAUGCAGCUAAGUUUCUCUUAUUUAUGCCUUGAGGACUAAUUUCUGGUUUUCUAGCUGUUAAUGCACUGUAGAUCUUAACAAUGGUGCCUUACGCAAGUGGCCCCUUAUGUAGGGGUCUCGUACAGGGGUAUGGGUGAUGCAUGCUUUAUUAAGGCUCUUUUUUCACCUGGCUUUGUACUGUAUCAAUAUAUAAUACAGAAAAAAAAUCUCUUUAAGGUCCUCCUUCACAAAGUCAAAUAGAUGAAAACCCCCCAAACAAGUCAGUAUUUACUCAGUAGUUUAGACAACUUGACUGUCAGUGUUAAAGUGGAAAACAUGUGAUAAUUGGAAAAUCAGACCAUUUCUGCCACCGUGAGACUUCCGUAUAGACUUUGCACAACAGUUGUACAGAUCAUACACCGGCUGUGUUUAAUAUGUAACAUUUUCACACGUAUUAAAGAUACAGAAGUAUAAAAAACAAUGUAUUUGCUUAAAAGGCACAAGUUUCUCGCGUAUCUAUCUAGCUAUCUGUUGGUAACACAGAAAGUAUAUUACUUUUUUUUAAAAGUGGGCGAAAUUCUUGUGUAUGUAUAUUUGUGUGUACAGUAUGUGUAUGUGUGUAUGUGUGUGUAUAUAUAUAUAUAUAUAUACAUAUAUAUAGAUAAUAUAUACAUAUUUUUUUAAGGAGAAAUUAGAAUGUCUAGCUAGAAAAUUCCACAGCCUGUGAAGACAUAUUUCAAAAUGGCCACAAAGGAGGUAAACAUGAGAACUCUAACUUUUAUAAAGGCUUUCCCUUUAAUUUAACAAUUUGCCACAGGCUCUUGGCAUCAAAUCUCUUCCAGACUGCCAACUCGCUCAUCAUAAUCGGCAGGUCUGGGAUAGGGUACCUUCGCCAUUCAAAACUGGCAUGAACGGAAUACUAGCCCGGUCGUUGGUCUCAGACACACUAAGGUUUUGAUUUUGAAUGUCAGCUUUAUUGAAAAUCGAGCCUAAGAGUAAGCUAAUCACAGGGAUUCCUUUUUAGAGCACUUUUUAUGCAGAUGAAGCUAUUUUUUUCCAGCACAUAGAUUCUUCCAGUUUUCCAACGAGUAAUUUCCCUGAAUUGGCACACCGCAGCAUGGACAGCUGAUCCUCCAUCCAGCUGCUGGCUCAUGGGUGUGGAUCUUUCCUUUAUAUAUAUUUAUAUAUAUAUAUAUAUAUAUAUACACACAUAUGAGUCUGGCUGGGCUGGUAUUUUGUUUGGAUCUUCCUGGAGAUGAGCAAUGGUGAAAGCUCACAUAACUGGGUUUUUUUUUGUUUUUUGUUUUUUUUAAUGUGGGCUGAUGGAUACACUUACCUAAAGAACUCAUUUCAUAUUGCUGAGGGGGGAAAUGCACUUUUCUUUUGGCAAUUCCAAAUCCAGGCACUUGAUUUACUGGAUUUUGGAAAACUCCUUUUUUGGCCCUGCUGUGUGCUUAGCCAUAACAAUUCCAUUCAGCAAGAAGGUAAACAAAAGACAAAAAAACUUGCACUGGCUUGUCUCACUUAUGAAACACCAUGGAGUGGUUUGAUUGGGUGGGGCUGGGUGCCACGUAUGUCAAUGCCUGUAAUUUUCGUAAUAAGCAAGUACAUAAAGAAUUACAUUCUGUUCAGGUGAUAACUGAGCCUCAAUCAAGCAGAAACUUUUUGCUUGACGUUAAAAAAAAAAAUUUCUAUUAGUGAAAUUUCUUUUUUUUUUGAAGCACCCUGUUAUCUAAAAAAAUCUUUGUAAGAUUUUUGUAAAAUUUUGUUUUACAAGAUUUUAUUUGAAAUUGUUUUUUGCAAGAUUGUUAUAUUUCUGUAUGAAUGUAUUUUUUAUUGGAAUAACAUAAAAGAAUUCUUAUCAGCA